Molecule: messenger RNA, 1089 nt
Organism: Histoplasma mississippiense
Lineage: Eukaryota; Fungi; Ascomycota; Eurotiomycetes; Onygenales; Ajellomycetaceae
Exons: 6
Coding region: 1-1089 (362 amino acids)
Source: RefSeq, a predicted model, not a curated record
AUGCUCUUCAAGAAUCCAAUUGGUGGCUGCACCUUCCAACGAUGCAGCGGGCAACGGAGUGCUCCAUGGAUUGCGGAGCGUUCUACAGCCAGCCGCCAUGAGACGCUGGUGGUUGGGGUGUCCACAUCCCGCAGUUCUCACAUCGACCGAUUCAGAUGGCGGGGCAAAACGCACCUUAUGGUGAAAUUUCAUAACGAUGGAUCAUUUGAUAGCCCAGAAUAUGCACGAAUCCUAUGUUAUCCGUUACGAGUAUCAAUAGCAAAAGUAUUUGUACUGUACCUGGUGUCUCAUAGAACUUCUCCUAUACUUCGUACGUUAAAUGGAAGCAAGGCAAGAGAAUAUAACGCUUCUGAGCAACCACAGAGACACCAGUAUAAUGAAACCAGGACCACAUUUCUUCUCUCUUGCGCAACCCCGCUGCCCCGCUGCCCCGCUCGUUUCAGAAAAUUUCCUUGGAAUAUUGUGCAACUUUCAUGCCAUGCUAAGAUGCACAGAUUGGUUGUAUCACACGUUGUUCUCAGUACAUCGUACAAAGGAAGUCUGUUAACCUAUGCGUUGGAUCCGGAUUUCGCACCUAUACCGCCUUACGAGGCUCUUUCCUACGUUUGGGGCACGGAGGCAGGACAAGUUUCCAUCCACGUCGAUGGACGACCAAUUGCCAUAAAGCAAAACUUGGACUCAGCUCUCCGUAGCCUCAGGCUGCCAACGCAAGCGAGAAGAGUUUGGGUGGAUGCACUCUGCAUAGAUCAGUCAAAUAUAGAAGAACGGUCAAGGCAAGUAAGGUAUAUACGAUUUGUGUACAAGCAUGCUACGCGAGUCGUCGUAUGGCUCGGAUGCUGGACUCCCGGCGUGGAGAUGGCUUUUGAGCUUGCAGAGCGACUUGCAGUGGUGCGGGAGAGCUGCGGUGCAGACAAAGUUUCUUUGCAAAAAGCUGUUGUUGAGCUGGCAGAAGGAGCUCCAGAGGCGUUCGAUCACCUCAACCGGUUGUUUGAUCGACCGUAUUUCCUCCGGAAUUGGUGCAUCCAGGAGGUUGUUGCAAGCAGCGGGACCAGAUACUGCUCGGAAUGCCAUUUAAAUUCUGGAAUAUGA